Molecule: messenger RNA, 252 nt
Organism: Seriola dumerili (greater amberjack)
Lineage: Eukaryota; Metazoa; Chordata; Actinopteri; Carangiformes; Carangidae
Product: nucleolar protein 7-like
Exons: 2
Molecular function (GO): RNA binding
Source: RefSeq, a predicted model, not a curated record
ACCAACAUGGCGAAGAAACAACGUGGGAAAACAACUUCACAGUCAAAGACGGCGAAUAACGAAAAACAGGAAGAAAAUUUCACUUUAAUGCUCGAUUCCAGUGACGAUGAAGCGCCCGAAGAGGUGACAUUUGAAGACUCGAAGGCUCAGGCUCUACGGAGCAUGAAACGGGCGCUGGAUACAGCCAGGAGGGAAAAAGAGCUGCUGAAGGAGAAGAGGAGGAAAAGGCAGGAGCUGUUCCAGGAACAGAAG